CUCCACUUCCUGCAAGUCCAAUAAAUUUGUUGGAGACAAAAGAGUCGUUGGGUGAGUUUGACCGUUGCAAAUCAAGUUCUUGCUGAAAUAAUUUAUUCAGUAGGUUAAUCCAUGCGAGAGAAACAGAGAGAGAGAUCUUGACAAGCCUCCAAGAAUUUCCUGGGCGAGUUUUGAUUGCUUUUACACCAAAUAUUUUACAAUUGUGUCAGUGUGAAAUUUCAUGUGCUAAAUCGUUUAGCAAUGCAGAUGGGAAGCACUUUAUAUGGAUUGCAGUCUGGGGCAAUAUUUAACCUAUCGAUUGGUGGAGUGAAGAAUAACUGUUUGGGCCUGUUUAGAUAAUUAUGACGAGAUUUGCUGGCCAAUUUCACUGCAUCUCCUCCCCAAACCAUCCAAUUUCAGUGGCAUUUCGUGAGUGGUGAAGGAUGAAUGUGCGACUAGUGUUGAUUCUCUUGCACUUUUUUGCAGCAUCACGGGCAUUUUCCGUGCAUGACAAUGCAGCGCGUGAAUUGGGAGACUUCUCUGUCGAGGAUUCUCAGAAUGAGAUUGAUAUUGAUAGUGAGGAUGAAAAGCAGUUUUCCGUUUCGUUUCUCAAUGUGAAUUUCAACUGCAAGAACAUCAUCAUCGAGACGGAGUUUAAUCUCUUGAUGCUGCAAGAGAAUCAUCUUUAUGUUAUAAACACAAAUGAUAGUGAAAGUUCUCUGGCCAAACUGGCCACUCUUGGAGAUUUCGCUGCUCCGCCGCUGGAUGCAAAGGCUUCCUUCUGGACUGAUGACAAAAUAAUCAUCGUACUGGCGUUCCCCACCCACUACAAUGUCUACAAAGUGGCCUUGGACAGAUCUGGCGCAAACUUCUUGCCACCCAUUCAGAAAAUUAGCAUAAUUGAGGAGAUUCCCGUGAAAAUUGCCCUGUAUCACCGGCGUGAGGAGCUCUUCUGUCUGCUCGUGACCAAAAUAAGCGAAUAUCGGGGAAUUUUGAGAUUGUUCACUUGGCACCUAAUGCACUUCAAGGAAGUAGUUCAUCAAUAUGUUUCCGGGAUGACUAAUGUGUUGCACACUAAUUGGCAUGAUAAUGAGCGUGCUGCCAUUGCGACGGUCCAUCGUGGGCGGGAAAAGGUGGAGAUUCACCUGCUGGACGGAUACAAUCUCAGCCAAUUCCAGACCCUCCACGCUCACGGGCAAUUCGUGCGGUUCGUCAAGACGUCAGACAACAGCUCUCUACUCAUCUGCUCAUUAUCUCACCACUGUGACAUUUAUCAGUGGAUGGAGAGACGCUUCAAUCACUGGCGGCGUGUUAAUUUGUCCGGUGAUUUCCAUGAUUUUCACACUGGGCACAAUGUGAUAAUUUAUCGAUUUAAUCACACACUAUUUGUGAGCAAUCGCGUGGAUUUAAUGCCAAUUCGAUCAAUUAAUUGUACCACAGCACGAAUUUAUUUGCACAAAGUGCACGACAGCGCUACAAUUUGGGCUGUGUCGGUCUUCCUGGAGCCGCCACACACGAGACUCAAUUUCAUUAAAAUCACCCAAGUGGGUGGCAAUGAGGACAGCGAGCAGCCAUCCGGGCGACACCUGGAUGAGAUUCAAUCAUUCACGAGAUUCCUCGGUUGUGCUAAUCAACUGAAGAGACAAUUUGGCGCAAUUUAUGGGAGCAUCACGAAAAUGUCAGCACUCAAUCAGCUAAUUUUGCGCCAAGACAGACCAGUCGAGCUCUCCGGGAAGUUGACUGUGAGUAAUGUUACUAGAGUGAGAGAGAAUGUUACUAUUGAACUGGCAAAAGUACCAAUGAAUAUUUCACAAACACCCACGGAACUACUGAAAAAUGUGGCUCAUCUCAAUGCACACAAAUUGAAACUGGAGACAAAUAGUGGGAGUUCCCUGGAAAAUUCGAAUCGACUACGCAGAGAUGAUGGCAACCAAACUAGGACGAAUGGUGAAAAAUUGACUUCAAUCAAUGCCGAAAGAAUUCGCGUAAGAAAUUUGCGAACAAACAGUGAUAAAUGGACAAAAGUUCUUUUGAAAAGAUCGUCCAGUGCCCAAAAUGUCACCAUAACUGCACUGAAGAGCCUCCGCGUGGCAAAUGCAUAUGUAUCUGGCACCGUCAAUGGAAUUCACAUGGAGCAAGUUCUCCACAACAGUUCUCAUUCACUCCUGCAGAACAAGACCAUCCACAAUGCUAGCUACAAGAACUUAAUCGUGAAGAAUUCCAUCAAUUCCAUUCACAUUGACGACUUCUUAGGCCAGUUCGCCAAGGGACGCAGUCUUCAUUCAUCCGGUUUACAUGUUGAUCAAGUGAUUGUGGAGAAAAUUCAGGGGAUGGACUUCGAUUCAUUCUAUCACUCCCUCUUUUUGCGUAAUUCCUCUCGUGAGAUUGAUGGAAAUUUAACUUUCCACAAUGUGACCACAGUGAAAGACGCGAAGGCGGAAACCAUCAACAGUAAAGCCACAGACAACCUUGUGUCGCUGCACACAAAUCAAAUCAUCAAUUCCACCAUUCGCAUCAAUCAAUUCCGGGUGGAGCACUUUGAGGUUGACACAGUGAACGGCAUUGAAUUCAGUGAGAAGAAUUUGGCACUCAUCGGAAAGGAUAAUCAUCUCGAAGGUCCAAUUCAGCUGUACGACUUGUAUGCGAGGGAUUUGGUGCUUUCGGAGGGCGAUGAGGAGAGCCCAGAUCGAAUUAUUGGGACACAUAUUGAUGACUUAUCUCAAGUGUAUAUGGGUCAAGUGACGCUAAAGGGAAAUCUUCACGUUGGCACACUCAGAGUUGCCAGCAAAAAUAACUUCUUCGUCGACCAACCCUUCAACUUGUCCAGCCUCGGGGACUUUUGGGAUGUAAGAACGAAUCAGGAUUUUAGCGGCAAUGUGAUUUUCUCCGGCAACAUCACAACACCCCAACUUCAAGUUGACUUUGUGAAUCAACACGCAGCCAGAGAUUUUCUCACGACACGCCAAGAAAGAGUGGGCAACAUCACGCUCUUUCUCACUUCAGCUCAUGUGGCGGGAAGUGUUGAGAUGGACGAAAGUGGCCAGACAUUGGCCAACAUAGUCAGUGAGUCCGUCGUGCGUGUCAAUGAGAGAACAGUUGUGAAAGGCGUGAAGAACUUCACGGGUCGCAUUCACGUGGGGAAUCUCAUCACGACUCACCUUAAUGAUGACCUCAUUGCAAAAGUGGUGUUGAGAAAUUUCUCUCGGAUGGAAUUUCCCAGUCCGAAACACUUUUCCCACCUGCAUUUGGCAGAAAAUCUCAUUGUGGGGGCAAAAAAUGUGAAUAUCAAUAGUGUUCUGGCGAGUGACCUUCGUGAAUUGAUUGAAUCGUGUGUGAUGAUCGAUGAGGCUCAAAAUAUCACCUUCGUGCAGGCAAAUGAAAUCCAAUCACGAGACAUUGAAGUGGAAAAGCUGAAUACUGUGCCAUUCAGCAAAUCAAUAAGCGAUAUUGAGAAGAUGAAAAUCCACGUGGAAAUUCAGGGGAAUGUCACAUUCCGCAGGAAUGCACGGCUCAGCUACGUGAAUGGGGUCAAUCUGGAAGCAUUUCUGCCUCUGGUGGCUCACAAGUCGAAAGCUCUGCAAGUUGGAGGGACGAAGAACUUCACAGGCGACGUCAAGAUACUCAAGGAGUUCACAGCGGGUGCAAUAAAUGGUCACAGUGUGGAGAAUUGGCUGAGAAAUGCCCUGGUCAAUGGCACGAAUCAGACUGUGAAGGAGAAAUGGACGGUGGGACACCUGAAAGCUCCCAAAAUCAAUGUGGAUACCAUAAAUGGGGUCAGAGUGAAACACCUGAUGGACUCCGAGGGAAGUGUGCACUUCGACGAGGACCUGCAUGUGGAGGAAAUGACGGUGAAUGGUGGCGACGUGUUCGGCAGAAUUGACAUUGACUUCGACCAAAUUGUCGAAUUGCUCAAGAUGCCCAACAUCAGAGCGUGGAGUGAGCUUCGUGUCGAGAGGGAUGCUCACUGGCCUCUCAUCGGCAGUCUCUCGCCCCUCACUGAAAUCCUCACAAACGCCCUGCAUGCUCAUGAAGAGCAGGAAAUUGGCGGAGAAGUGCACUUCACGAGUGCUUCAGUGGACAAUCUCACAGCCCGUAUGAGACUCAACGAUGUGUCCGUGGAGACCCUGUCUCGAGACUCAGUGCGACGGACGUCGAGCAGCCAAAAGAUUACCGGCCACAAACACUUCCUUCAACCGAUUGGGGUGCGAAAUCUCAUUGCGAAGGACUACCUUAAUGUGCCAAUUAUAAACAAUAUAGACAUACUUAAGCUCAAUGCCACAAUGCUGAGACGCAGCGAGAAGAGCAUUUGCAUUGAAGAUUCCUGGACAUUCAGGAAUAUAUUGAAGGUGAAUGAUUUGAUGGUGCACAAGAGAAUCAAUAAUGUCUUGCCUGAAGAUCUCGCCACAGCCCUUGAACGCCACGAUAAAUAUCUUCCAGCCACAUUUUUCAACAAUCUUACCAUUGUGGGAAAUUUAACUGUGACCUUUGUGGACAGAAUGCCACUGGAUCAUCUCAUUAACGAACGAGUGAAGAAGAGGGCAGAGAAGAAUCAAGAUUUGAAGGGCUUAAUUACAUUUAAGGAUGUGAUUUUAGCUGACUAUGCCGACGUUUACUCCAUCAAUGGCAUACAAAUCAAUUCUCUCUUCCUCAAGAGAGCCUCUCACGUGCAAGAUGUCACCGGAGAGAAGGUGUGCCUGGGAAAUUUACGACUUCUUGGGCCCUCAAGUGUCUCAUAUCUAAAUAGUCGAGACAUCGUGGAGAUGCAUCACAAUUCUCUGUUUUUGAAUAAGGAUCACAGUGUAGAUGAUUACGGAUUCGAGAGAGUUCACCUGAAGAAUGCCCUGAAGGUGAAGGAAUCCCUCAAUGGAAUUCACCUGGACACAAUCAAUUACAUGGGAAACUCGAGUCAUAAAAUGAAAGACAUUGAGGAGGAGAUUCAGAGAAUAAUUCAAAAUAUUCCCGAUGGAUCGACAUUUGUGGUGGCAAAGAAGAAACGCUUCGUCUACUUUGACUACGUGAACUCCACGGCCUCGAUGGCGGGAUUGAGCCCCAGAGUGGUUCGUUCUGUGAAUAUUGAUGUGGAUUUCGGCGGGGUGAACCUGACUGAGUGGCUCUGCUCGCGACGGUACAGUGUGAAAAUGCUCGAGGAUAGUAACAUGGUGAUUCGCCGUGUGGAAAGUGUGUCAAAAGGCAGCCAAAGGGCAUGGAGUGGCGUGGAAAUGGCAGCUGGGAAUCACGUACAAAAUUGCAUUUCACGGCUUGAGACAGGCGAGAACACCACAAUCACAUUCACCGUGAGACACGCUGGAAGGGUGGCGAAAAUUGAGAAAAUAUACCAAGGCGGACUCUCUUACAUGGCCUUUCUCAAGAUCAAGACGACCAGCAACGGAGUGCUGGCCAUUGUCGCCACAAUCCGCGGGAAUGUGACACGAAUCCAGCUCGAGAGAGUGAAUAGAGACACCCCAGCUGUCUCCACGCUCCACACAAUAUCACUUUCUGCUGAAAACACCUCAAUUCACGUGAUGAAAGCCAAGGAGCACGUGCAUCUAAUCGUGGGCGUGCCCAAGAACACCCUCGAUAAUUCAAUUUUGGUGUACAAACUGACGAAGAAUGCCACAGAAUUUUCACACAGCCACAGCAUUGGCGGGAAUUACGGCAUGAUCAGGUGCAAUGAUGCUCUUGGCAUGAUUAUCCUGGGCAACAGAGGAAGCCAUUUUGUGAAUAUCUACAAAUUGGAUGACGAAAGUGGCGAGUUUAAACUUUUCCAGAGCAUCAAAUUGCAAUCAACUCCUCGUCUGCUCAACACAUUCGCCGUGGCGGAAAAUCAAUUUUUCGUUAUCACACUGGAAAAUGAUAAUUUUCUCAUCUACAAGUACAACUACAUUGAAGGCUGGGUCCUUAUCUGUGUCAAUCAAUAUCCAAAUAUUGAAUCAGUGACACCCUUCAGCUUGGCCAACGAGGGAUACUUGCUGGCGAUCGCCGCCGAUUCAGCCAGAGUCAUCGCCCUCUUCACACAAACGGAGGAUUAACCAAUUUUCCACACGCAUUAUGUCUACACAUUAUAAUUUAUUUAUUGCACUAUAGUUUCCAUUUAGUGUUUUCUGCACAUAUUGUUGCCUGUUGUCCAUCUGUCGUAUUCAUCAAUAAAGCAUAAGUUUAACUGA
Molecule: messenger RNA, 6143 nt
Organism: Phlebotomus argentipes
Lineage: Eukaryota; Metazoa; Arthropoda; Insecta; Diptera; Psychodidae
Gene: fs(1)M3
Exons: 6
Coding region: 423-6008 (1861 amino acids)
Source: RefSeq, a predicted model, not a curated record